AUGGGCAAGCAGGGUGACUGGCUGUUUUCCUUUCGGCCGGUGUUAGCUCUCCUUCCCGAGAUGUCAAAGCCUUCACGUUUGCCAAACAUCAAAGAACGCAUUCUAUGGACAGCAAUUGUGCUUUUUAUUUUUCUAAUUUGUUGUCAGGUGCCGGUGUACGGCGCGCUAACGGGAAGCUCCUCGGAUCCGUUUUACUGGAUGCGGGUGGUGCUGGCGAGCAAUAAAGGAACUUUGAUGGAGCUCGGCAUCUCUCCUAUCGUAAGUGCUUCGCUGAUUCUCGAACUACUCGUCGGGAUGGGGGUGAUCAACUACAAUAACAACGAUCGUAAGCAGGCAGCUGCUUUUCAGGGACUGCAGAAGCUCUGCGCGAUUAUUUUCACAAUUAUUGAGGCGGUAGCGUACGUUUCCACAGGGAUGUACGGCGAUCCGCGCGUGAUCGGACUUUUUAUGUGUAGUGUGAUUGUCAUGCAACUCACGAUUUCAACAUUGAUUUGUAUUCUAUUGGAUGAGCUCAUGCAGAAAGGCUGGGGUAUCGGCUCUGGUUCCUCUCUUUUCAUCGCCACAAACGUCUGCGAUACGAUCGUCUGGAAAAGCUUCUCACCCUCAACUAUUAAUACCGGACACGGGGAAGAGUUCGAAGGAGCCAUUAUUGCCUUUUUUCACCUGUUGGUCUCCCGCACCGAUAAGGUGCGUGCGCUGCGCGAGGCUUUAUACCGCCCGCAGCUGCCAAACCUCACGAACAUUCUAGCGACUGCCGUGGUUUUCGUCGUUGUCGUCUUCUUCCAGGGAUUCCGCAUCCCACUCAUGACAAAAAGCAAGUACAACGGCAUGGACAACCAGCCCUACCUCAUCAAGCUCUUCUACACAAGUAACAUGCCGAUCAUCUUGCAAACCAGCGUCGUGUCGAACCUGAACUUCUUAUCGCAGAUUCUCUCCCGGCACUUUGGUAACCGCAACGUGCUGGUGAACCUGCUUGGGCGUUGGGAGCCGCGGGGGUACCACAGCGGGGGCAGCGGGCAGCUCUUCCCGGUGGGCGGCCUCGCGUACUACCUUACCCCCCCCUCAAGCUUCUUCGACCUGAUGCUCGACCCGAUGCACCUGAUUUUCUAUGUGGUCUUUGUGCUUGGGACCUGUGCGAUCUUCUCUCGAUUGUGGAUUAACAUCUCUCACACUGCGCCACGGGACGUGGCCAAACAGCUCGCGGCCCAGGGCCGUUGGCUCGUCCAAACCCGCGAGAGCGAAGAGGACAUGGCACGGCUGCUGGAGAAAUACAUCCCCGUCGCCGCGGGCUUUGGGGGGCUUUGUGUCGGUGUCCUUACCCUUGUCGCGGACUUCCUCGGGGCGAUCGGCAGUGGGACAGGGGUUUUGCUCUCUGUGACAAUGAUCACCCAGUACUUCGAGACCCUUCAGCGGGAGGGGCAGGACUUGGGGCUGGGGAUGGUGAGGCAAAAGAUCUCGUGA
This is a messenger RNA of Phytomonas sp. Hart1, 1461 nucleotides long. The record is from the annotation of a GenBank genome assembly. Lineage: Eukaryota; Euglenozoa; Kinetoplastea; Trypanosomatida; Trypanosomatidae.